Messenger RNA from Talaromyces amestolkiae, 1572 nucleotides. RefSeq lists its product as uncharacterized. The coding region runs from base 1 to 1572 and encodes 523 amino acids. The record is from RefSeq and is a predicted model, not a curated record. The transcript is spliced from 3 exons. Lineage: Eukaryota; Fungi; Ascomycota; Eurotiomycetes; Eurotiales; Trichocomaceae.
AUGUCACCUGUUUAUCCGGGCGAGACGUGUGGUAGUUGGUUAUCGUCUGUCAUUCAAGUCUUCAGCGACAGGUCUGAGCCAUCUUCCCAGUCGACGGUUCCACCGACGACGGCCAAGAGACGGUUAGGUACUUUGCACCCCGUUGGCAUCAGUGCUAGAGUGGAUAGAGUCUCACCACGAGAAUACGUCGAAGCCAUUAAAUUUUACUCUAAAGAGACCAUUCAAGACACGCUGUACCCGGGAAACAUCUUCGAGGAUCUGGGUCUCUACCUGAAAUCUGGGGUACAGAAUUUCGGACCAUCGAGCAACAUCCAAGGGACCUUGCACACCAUCCACAAACAGGGGGGACGCAGUCUUGAUGUGUACUCUGAUCCCCUGCGAUGUGCCCUAAAGCUAGAAGAGGAUCUGGAAAAUAUCAUAACGCUUCGAUUCGUCACCCUAGGAUCGAGAGAACAGAGAUCUGGCAGGUGCGACCAAGCGCGAGUCGACGCAUUGAGGCUGGAUGGGGAGAAUGACAUGGACAGAUAUGAGCAUGAUCUUCUGUUAGGCAGCGGACUUGAAGCUGGAGACUCUAUAGUCAGAUCAUUUUCGGUUCUAGAUGAGAAGAAUUUUGUUAUUGAGCAGGAAAUGUCUAUAUGUAUCCAUAAAUACGGGGAAGGCUGGAUAAUAGCUAUCGACGCCGGCAGCGAUCUUUCGAAUGGGCCACAGGGGCCAUGGAUAACACCAGAAGAUCGUCGUUCAUCCUCACCUUGGACGAUUUUCGCCCCAACUAUCCGGCAAAAUCCUAAGAUCUGGAUGAAGUCAAAUCCGGCAAAAUCUGCCGCUUCGACCAGAUUUCAAGAAAAGUUUCCACAAAGCGCCCGAUUAUUAGCACAGUCUAGUGGUGAGGCUCUGGACACGCAGACAAUGGUUCUUGAUCCGUUCUAUGCUAUCACUGAUCUUUUCCAGUUUUGUGCAUAUUCAGAGAACCAAUUCAUGAACUUGAUGGAAGCGAAGAUUAAGGAUGACACAAAUCACAAUUCACUGAGGAGAGAGAAUCCAACAUUGUCAAAUCUUUUAUAUUGUCAAGAAAUUGUUCAAAAGCACUUGACCCAUCUCCGGAAGACGGUGAAGAUCAUUGAAUGCUCAGGUGGUCCCUUGUGGCCACACGUUGAGAAAAUCCAUCCGCACCAAUACCAAAAGGCACAUAGAGCCAAAGACACAUUGUUGAAGGACUAUGAGCAGUUGGUUGAGCGAGCAGAAGUCAUCCUCGAACGCUGCUCGAAAGGAAUGGAUGUCAUCAUGAGCAAUGUCAUGCUGGCGGAGUCUAAAAGAGCUAUACUACAAGCACAAUCAGUCGCAAAGUUGACCUUGAUCGCGUUCUUCUACAUCCCACUAUCGUUUACCUGUUCGUUUUUCAGUAUGGAUAUUGUGAGCUUUGAGAAGACAAUUGGCCAGAUCUGGAUUUGGUUCGCUGUGUCUGUACCCGUGCUUCUAAUCUCAAUCUCAUUCCUUUCUUUAGAUCGUCUCAAAUUGGGGAGAGCUUGGUUGACAGUCAAGAGCGUCGGGCGUGGAGCCGAGAAAGUGAAGUAA